CGUGCGCAUUAUUAAGUAGGAGAGGCCAUAACAACAAACAAAAAUGUUGAACUUUAUUACUGGGUACCUAAUAUAGUAUUAAGCAAAUCACAAGUAAUGAUAGCUACGUGACAAUUUUUUGCCUUUAGUUAUAUCUGCCCAGUGAUUCUUGAAAAAUUUUAUAUGUUCUGUGUGCGUGUACAGGGAAACUAGCCAGUAGCACUAAUGAUCUAGAAAAUGACCAAAAUCAAACCUCCUACUGACUUGGCUAGAUAGAUCUUAAUAAAGAAAAUAAGAAGAAUAUAAUAAAAAGCAAAAGAACUUCCACCAAAGCAUGUUCAAGCAAUUACUAGAAGCUGUUGAACCCUCACAUGUCAUCACGGGAGCAGUUUGUGGAUAUUUUCUAUACUACUUUUAUAAAGUUGUUCACCGUCCAGUGUUAAUAGCUGCUGAUGGAGAAUUUAAAUCAAUUUUGUCAGAUGAAUUAGUUAUAUUAAAGGAACAUUGGUGGCCUACUUUUUGGGCAUUUAAUACACAUUUUCAAACCAUAACACGGGUUUUAUUUAAAGCAAAACCACAUAUCUCCUAUAAAAGAGAAAUAUUGAAUACACCAGACCAUGGGCAAUUCAGUUUGGAUUGGCUUGACCCUGAUGAGGACAAUGAUAAAUUUCCUGAUCCAGCAGUGAGGCCAACAUUAGUUGUUCUUCCUGGUAUUACAGGCUGUAGCGAUGCAAGUUAUGUUAGAACUGUAAUCAUUGAAGCAGAGAAAAUGGGCUUUCGUGCAUUAGUUUUUAACAACCGCGGUAUGGGAAAAACUGAUUUAAAGACUCCUCGUACUUUCUGUGCUUGUAAUGGGGAAGAUUUAGAAUUUGUUUUGGAGCAUGUUGCAAAGAAAUAUCCAGAAAGCCCACUCAUUAUUUUUGCUGUUUCACUUGGAGGUGUUAUUUUUACAAACUACCUCUCUGAAAAUGGUGGCAACUGCAAGGCAAAUAUAGCAGCAGCUUUGUUGAUCUCUGUUCCAUGGGAUGGUGCAAAGACAACGAGCUCGUUAGAAAAGCCUGUCAAUUGGUUUUUGUACAACCGAUUCAUAUUGAAUAAAUUAAAAGUCUUAAUAAGACAAAAUUUAGAUGUCUUUCAAGAAGACGAUCAACUUCCGUACAAAUUAGAGGACGUGAUGAAGGCAACAAGUAUUCGUGAAUUUGAUGAGCAGUUUACAUCGAAAACGUUUGGAUUUCCUUCUUGUCAUGACUAUUACACAGAAUCAUCUUUAUCGUUAAAACCUCUAGAAAAAAUACAAAUCCCAAUGUUGUUUUUAAACGCGAGAGAUGACCCUUUUGCACCGGAGGAGUCAAUUCCACUGGAUGCAAUUAAAAAGAAUCCGAAUAUGGCUAUCAUUUUAACAGAUUAUGGCGGCCAUAUUGGUUUUGUUGAAGGACCUACGAUUAGAAGUCGAUCUUUCGUGGAACGCUUAUUUCACCAAUAUGCAUCAUGCAUGCUAAAUGUUAAACAUUAAACAUAUUUACUAAAUAGCCGGCAGACGACGUGCCCGCUAAAAUUUCACGUUUCCCGAAUUGCAUUUUUUUUAAAAAUUUUGGACGACAUGUCAUGUACAUCAUGUACAAAUUAGCCCAGCAUUCAUUUAAUUGAAGCUUGGAUUUCCAGAGCUAAAAUACUUUUGCUAAGAUAAUCUGUUUUGUUUGUACAUAUUGUAUUUAUUUUUAUGCUUGAUCAGUCAUUUCUUGAAA
Messenger RNA from Hydractinia symbiolongicarpus, 1724 nucleotides. RefSeq names its product phospholipase ABHD3-like. Gene Ontology annotation, biological process: medium-chain fatty acid catabolic process; medium-chain fatty acid biosynthetic process. Bases 314 to 1492 code for a protein of 392 amino acids. NCBI's taxonomy places the organism in Eukaryota, Metazoa, Cnidaria, Hydrozoa, Anthoathecata, Hydractiniidae. The record is from RefSeq and is a predicted model, not a curated record. Gene Ontology annotation, molecular function: monoacylglycerol lipase activity; acetylesterase activity. The transcript has 9 exons.